UAAUUCUCCGGGCCGAGAUGAAGCUAAGAGCCUUUGCCACCACACUCUUCGCUGCACUGAUUGCUUGUGCUAGUGCGACCGUCGAUCAUGACAAGAUCGAACCUAUUCCUCAACCCGAGCCUGUCACGAUCUCUCAAAAGGCCGCCAUCAAGUUCAAGCCGCAGCUGUAUACUUCGGAAAUCGCUUGUGUGUCUUUUCCUGCCGUAAAUGCUGCUGGAGAAGUUACAGGCGGGCUCAAGGGGACAAAUGGGAACGACGCCUGUAAAUAUGCGCCCAAGGGCUCGCAAGUCUACGGUCGAGCUGGAUGGUACAAGGACCUGUGGGCCAUUAUGUACGCGUGGUACUUUCCGAAAGGCUUUUGGAUGGAUUUUCCCACGAGACGCCAUGACUGGAAGAACGUUGUUGUAUGGAUUGACAACCCCGACUUGGAGACACCUAAGAUUGUCGGAGUCUCCAUGUCCAAGUCCGACAAAAAGUACUUCAAGGAAACUAAAAUUUGGGCUUCCAAUUUUGCUGGUUAUCGAAUGGAGGGGCGAAGAUAUCAUCGCACUUACAUUUACGGCUCCAACACGUCUCUCCGCUUCCAAUAUCAGACAACCUUGGGCUCUCCGUAUAUGAAUUUCGCCCGGUGGGACGGCGAGUACCAGGACUUGAUCAUGUGGGAACAACUCACGGACGUAGUUCGUGUGGCUUUGAACGACAGCAAAAACUUUGGAAAAGCGGAGGUCCCUUUUAGUGACGAACACUUCGAGGACCACCUCGACAAGGCGUGGCCGCUCUGAUGGAAGCUAUCAAGUCAUGAACGGUUGGGUUGAGCAUAAUGUCUGGUGUUGCAUCAUCUAAUAUACCGCUACCUUCGAAAAUGGAUUACAAAGGAAACUGGUAGCCAAGGGAAAUGGAGUCUCUGCGAUCCC
Messenger RNA from Phytophthora nicotianae INRA-310, 914 nucleotides. RefSeq lists its product as hypothetical. The record is from RefSeq and is a predicted model, not a curated record. Bases 18 to 782 code for a protein of 254 amino acids. NCBI's taxonomy places the organism in Eukaryota, Oomycota, Peronosporomycetes, Peronosporales, Peronosporaceae. The transcript has a single exon.